Messenger RNA from Triticum turgidum subsp. durum (durum wheat), 1095 nucleotides. Lineage: Eukaryota; Viridiplantae; Streptophyta; Magnoliopsida; Poales; Poaceae. The record is from the annotation of a GenBank genome assembly.
AUGUCUUGCUGCGGCAGCGCCGAGGAGGACACGUACGGCCCGCCGGCGAACCAAGCCGCUCCGCCGCCCAACGUCAACGCUCCCGGCAACAGAGGCGGGCCGAGGGGGCCCGGCGCCGCGAGGCCCGGAGGGCCGCCCAAGGUGCUCACCAUCGAUGUGCCGGCGAUCCCGCUAGACGAGCUCAACAAGAUGACUAACAAUUUCAGCGACAAGGCCCUCAUCGGCGAGGGCUCCUACGGCCGCGUCUACAAUGGUACCCUUAGCGACGGCCGCCCCGCCGUCAUCAAGAAGCUCGAUCCCAGCGCCUCAACGGAGUCCGACUCGGAAUUCUCUGCUCAGCUAGCAAUGGUCUCCAAGCUUAAGAACGAGUACUUCGUGGAACUCCUGGGCUAUUGCAUGGAGGAUGGGAACCGCAUGCUGGCCUAUCAAUUUGCAACCAUGGGUUCUUUGCAUAAUAUCUUGCACGGCAAGAAAGGAGUGCAGGGCGCUGAACCUGGGCCGGUGCUCAACUGGGCUCAGCGCGUGAAGAUAGCUUACGGAGCGGCAAGGGGGCUAGAGUACCUACAUGAAAAAGUCCAACCAUCGAUUGUUCAUCGAGAUAUUCGGUCGAGUAACGUCCUAAUAUUCGACGAAUUCAGCUCCAAGAUUGCGGACUUCAACCUGACAAACCAGGGCACGGACACCGCUGCCCGGUUACAUUCGACUCGUGUGCUAGGAACAUUUGGAUACCACGCACCAGAAUAUGCUAUGACAGGGCAAAUCAACCAAAAGAGUGACGUCUAUAGCUUCGGCGUGAUCCUACUAGAACUACUGACGGGAAGAAAACCGGUCGAUCACACCAUGCCGAAAGGGCAGCAAAGUCUUGUUACUUGGGCCACUCCAAGGUUGAGCGAAGAUAAAGUAAAACAAUGUGUUGAUCCAAAGCUCAACAGUGACUACCCUCCAAAAGCCGUCGCCAAGCUAGCAGCAGUGGCAGCGCUGUGCGUGCAGUACGAAUCCGACUUCAGACCGAACAUGACGAUCGUUGUGAAGGCGAUUCAGCCCCUUCUCAACCAAAAACCGGCUGGACCAGCCGCCGAAGCACCGAGACCCUGA